CGGGGUGGAUGCACAUUUGUGUAGCAGAAAGUGAUCGAAUAUCCUCCUUCCGACUUGAGAUGCCAAAGUUGCAUCUAGGUACCCGUCAAGAUGCUGGAACAGAUGGAUGUGAAGAUCAUCGCACUAAUCUAAAAAAGGCGAUUAUUGUAUCCGGUGGAUCAUUGAUCAGACGGACGGACUAUGAGGACAAAAGCUGUUGCAGUAGAAAUUCAAGUUCUUCUUCCUCUCAUCUUUCCCUUUGGGAGUCAAUUCACUUUCACACAAGCUUCUCCAAGUCACACAAUGGUUUAUGUUGCUGUUGCUGGUGGUCAUGGCGGUGUUGGCCGCACAACUCUGGAGGUGCUGCAAGAGUCCUCCGAUCACAAGACAUUUGUCCUAUCCCGCAAGUCCGGUAGCAAGGACGGCAGAACCAUACAGGUCGACUACACAGACGCUGAGCAGUUGGUUUCCGUGCUAGAAGCACACGCUAUCCACACGGUUUUGUCACAACUCGAAGACUACUUCAAGGCGAUUGAGGUUCUCAGGCAGUCUGACCUUCAGUGGACAGUCUUUCUCAAUGGUAUCUUCCUUGACUACUUCGGUCCAUCAACUCUCAGGUUCUACCUGAAACCGAAUGUCUUCGUGAUGGACAGGAAGAACAAGGUAGCAGGUAUUCCCGGGGACGGCGAGGCUAAGGUCACAUUUACCUAUACCUUCGAUCUGGCCCUGUACGUUGUUGCCAUGCUUGAUGUGGAAGACUGGCCCGAAGAAAGCCGCGUGAUUGGCGAUACUGUCACCUGGAAUGUAUUUGUCAGGCUUGCAGAGGAGAUAUGCCGAUGUCACUUCGAAGUCCACUAUGACAGCGUGGAAAAACUCAAGAGGUUCGAGAUAACCGAGCUGCCCGGGCAUCAAGCCUUGUACCAACAUCUUCCCAAGAGAGCCUUCCAGUGGUUUAUGUCAAUUUUCGAGCUGUACACCCUGGAUGGCUCGUCGUGUGCCACGACCCAAGGCUCGUUGAAUGAGCGCUUUCCCGACAUUCAGCCGCUUACCGCCGCGCUGGUAGUCAAAUACAAAUAG
Messenger RNA from Aspergillus homomorphus CBS 101889, 1056 nucleotides. RefSeq names its product NAD(P)-binding protein. Bases 181 to 1056 code for a protein of 291 amino acids. The record is from RefSeq and is a predicted model, not a curated record. Lineage: Eukaryota; Fungi; Ascomycota; Eurotiomycetes; Eurotiales; Aspergillaceae. The transcript is spliced from 5 exons.